CAACACUCCCCGCACGCCCCGCACGCCAACAAUGAGAACGGUGUCUCGCUCAACGACAGCUACCAGUCCGUGCUCUCGUACGAGAGCAUGCAGUCAGUGGAUGAAAGCUACGAGUUUGUGUCACUUGAAGCGGACAAUGGCACAGUGUCGAGCGACCGCCGACACGACGACGAACAGGACAGCGAGAGAGUGGAACAUAUUGAACACGCGGAACAUGCUCAGCAACAGGAACAAGUUCCACGCCCGGAACAUGUUUCUCGCCCGGAACAUGUUCCCCGCCCCGAACAUGUUCCCCGCUCGGAACAGGAGCAGAAUCGCAAGGAGCCGGAUCCAUCAGAAACAGUAUUUGAUUACUACCCGCCGCACCCGCUGCGAGAACUCGGCGAGGAGAAUGGGAUACAUUACUUUGAAGAUGGACAUUUUUAUACUGAGGUUGCUGGACUUCCACCGGUCGAGGAUGAUGAAGACGAGGAUUAUUACCCACCAGUAUUUGUUAAGAAGAAUUCCAAAGUUAAAUUCAGCACGCAGCCGAUGCGCGUGUUCUCUACGCACUCGGUGCGGGAGUACGACCGCCGCAACGAGGACGUGGACCCCGUGGCCGCCUCCGCGGAGUACGAGCUGGAGAAGCGCGUCGAGAAGAUGCACGUCUUCCCCGUCGACCUCGUCAAGGGCAACGACGGCCUGGGCCUCUCCAUCAUAGGUAUGGGCGUGGGCGCGGACGCGGGUCUGGAGAAGCUGGGCAUCUUCGUGAAGACCAUCACUGAGAGCGGUGCGGCCGCGCGCGAUGGACGCAUACAGGUCAACGACCAGAUCAUUGAAGUCGACGGCAAGAGCCUGGUGGGAGUGACGCAGGCGUACGCUGCAUCAGUAUUACGCAACACGUCGGGGCCAGUCAAGUUCCUCAUCGGUCGCGAAAAGGACCCCGAGAACAGUGAAGUGGCCCAUCUCAUACGACAGUCACUGGCUGCGGAUAAAGAGAGAGAAGAAAGAGCGGCUCGAGAGAGGCAGCGCCGGCAGCAGGCGGAGGAUGAGGACAGCAACCAGCAGUCGUCUGCAGAGGCGGCCGCGCAAGCACGACAUCCUGAUAUCAACGAAAUACGCGCCUUUUUGCAAGAGUUGGUGGGUAUGGAGGCGGGCGGCGGGCGCGGGGAGGAGAUCAGCGCGCGCGUGCGGGAGUGGUGCUCGCGCCGCGCGCCGCCGCACCCGCCGCACCCCCCGCCCUCGCAGCACGCCCUCGCUCGCGCCGCCGACGCCCACAGGAAAUAUGACAAAGCGCGGCGCGCGCUGCGCGGCUGGCGGCGCACGCGGGCGCUGGUGCGCGCGCGCGAGGAGUGGUGGAGCGGCUCGCUGCGGGACGCGCACCGCGAGUACGCCGCCGCGCUCUCCGCGCUGCACGACCGCGUCGCGCGCCUCGAGGUCUUGCUGCUCGAAACGCAAAAGAAGGCGGGACUGCCCGUGAUGUUGCCGCACGAACCGUCCGCGCGCCGCGAGACUCCGCCCCUGCCGCGGCGCCCCGACCCCGACCCGCUCAUGAUUGACGAUCCAUGGAGCUCGGACAGCGAUCUAUCAGACUUAUCGCCGAUAGAAGACGAGUACGCGAAAGUGGACAAGUCUGACAGGCGGCAACGCGAGGCGCCCGACAUCGGCGACGUGACUGCCCCCGCCCCCGCCCCCGCCGCCGACACCCGGCCCCCUCUGCCCGACACCAAGCCCGCCCUCGCCCCGCCCUCCACCACGCCUCCCGCCUCCGUCGCCCCGCAGGUGCCCGCCCGCGCCCCCAGCCCGGCCGCCGCACCCGCCGCCGCGCCCGCCGCUAGUUCUGCCUCCGUCAACAACUAUCCUACCACCACAUAUGAUAAUCUCAGUGGCAGCGGCACGAUGCGCAGUUGCAGCUCGGUGGGGUCUGCGGGGUCCGGGGGCGCGGGGGGCGCGGAGGGUGCGGGCGGGGCGUCGCGCGAGCUGGACGCGGCCGUGCCCCGCGGCGCGCUGCUCGACACGUCGGCGCACCGCGCGCGCACCGACCUCGCGCGGCUGCGCCCGCACGCGCCGCACUCGCCGCACUCGCUCAGCAACGCCAGCUCCUACGAUGGCCUGGAUGACUCUUAUAAUGAUUCAGCCGACGAGUCAUUGAGCGAAUCCACUUCAGGACCGCCGCAUUCUAAUGUCACGCGGGACACGCGGCAGAGCUGCGGCAGCUCCAUCGGCAGCGCGACAGACGACGCCGUGUACUCGCGCGACCACCGACACCACCCCCUGUCAGGUCCGCCGGCGUCGCUGGCAGAGCAACUGAAGCAAGUGCUGGCGGAGCGCGAGCGCCGGCUGGCGGGCGCGCCCGACACGCACGCCCCCCUCGCGUCACACGCCCCGCACGCCGGCCACGCCCCCCUCGCCGGCCACGCCCCCAUCGCCGGACACGCCCCCCUCGCCUCGCCGCACCCAGACCCCGUGCAACUCACCAACGAACUCGUCGAUGAAAUAAGACAGGCCGUCAGCGAAGCCAACGCACGAGUGAAGAAAGCUCCGGCUUGUGUAGUCGGCGGCGAGGUGCCGUGGCAGCCGCUGUCGGCCGCCGCCUCCGAGGCCAGCCUGUCGCCGCCGCCCGCCGCGCUCGCCGCGCUCGCCGCGCAGCCCGUCUCGCACUGGACCAAGCAACAGGUAUGGCAGUGGGUGUCGGGUCUGGGGGAAGGGUUGGAGCGUCACGCGGGCGCGUUCGCGUCGCGCGGCGUGGACGGCGCCCUGCUGCUGGCGCUGAGCUCCGCGGACCUGAAGCUACUGGGGCUGGGCGGCGACCAGCGCAGGCGCAUGAAGCGCCGCCUCAAGGAGCUGCGCUCCGCACACGAGAAACAUCUCAAAGCGCUCAAGAAGGCGGAAAAGAAGGCCAAGAAGAAAUAAACAUGCCGAUGCAAACGACUGUUAGUACUAAACGUUAUUUGUAAGUGAUUGAAGUACGCCAGAUAUGAAAAUACGAACUAUCCAGUUAAGGUAAUGUGGAACUGUUGAACGGAAACGAUGACUUGCUCACUAAUCAAAAUUUUUCGAUUGUCGUAAUUUAAUGCCUAUAUAAGGCUCUAGUACUUAUAUAAAAUUUAAAAGUAAUAUUCGUGACUUCUAAAAAUAUAAUUCCCCGAUUAGUGAAACUUAGAGUUCCGAAUUACCACGAAACUACUUAAGCGCUAGUACGCACCAAAGAUCCAGUUUGCACACCCUUCAAUGUGAACCUUUUUAGACUUUUUAAGUACUUUUUACUAAACUAUAUAAUUCUAUCUCAUGGUAGAACGCUUUCGGACUCGUUAGGUCAUUAGUAUAAUCACAAAUAAAUGUAUGUGGUUGUAUGUCUAAAUGUUUCUACUUACUACUAUUUAGGACCUUUUCUUUAUAAAAAUAAUAAUCGAAGUAAGAAUUAUUGGAAUUGGAUCUUUAGACAGUAUUGUAUAAAUAUUGUGUAGGAACAAUGUAACUACAUUUUACAUAACAAGCCAUUUACUAAUAAUAUUGUUAAUUUAUGUUGAUGACCAAUAAGACAACAGAAUUUCAUCAAAAGGAUUUAUUUUGUAUACUAACACAACACAGGUAAUUAUAUUUUCUAGCAAAAUAUAUUUCUUGCCAAUUUAUAGUAAACUUAGCCGUAGAUUUUUUUCUCUAAAACCUAUGAAAUGUACUAGUAAAUUUUAGAUCUCUUACUUGUGCUGUUUGUUUCUAUAGAUUUGUUUGUCCUCGUGUGUAUUAAAUUGUAAUUCUCGUAAUUGUUUAUGGUCAUCACAUAGAGGCUAUGUGAGGUAUAAAAAACCUAUAUGAAUAAAAUUUUCCUGCAAUUUACUGGACUUAAUAAUCGUACCUGUAACAAUCGAAGCUUUUUGCUUGUAUUGGUUUAUAUAAAAGACUUCGAAUUUUUUAUAACAUUCUGUUUUAAUAAACUGUUUUGAUAUUCUAUCAUAUCAUUGUGAAUUGUGCUUACCCUGAAAUGAACGUGUCUGAGCGCAACGAGUGCCAUCUGAGCUGUAGCUUAGUUUAGUGAGGUUAGUGCUUCGAACGAUGAAACGAAAUAAGUUGAACGAAAUUUGGUAAAUUAUAAGUUAUAAGUGGUUGGAACUGAAGACCGUUUGUCGACACGUUGCGUUGCGCGUGCGCAGACAACCUGCGUAUACAAUGCUUGUUCCUACAUUUCGUAUAUAUUGUGUCAGUUUUUUCAUCGACAUUAUUGAUAUGAGAUAAUUGACUGUUUGAAAAAUACUGGCUCAAUCUAGUCAUAAGAUCAAUUUGUAAGCUGAAAUUUAUUGAUUUACUAUAAAGCAUUUUUUGUCUUAAAAACUUUGAAACGAUAAGAUACUAUAUAUUUAUGUAUUGUAGUUAUUCAUAUGUUAUCGAGACGGUCUGCGUGAUCGCAUAUUAUAGAAAUAUAGUCAAAGUUUAGAAAUUUCCGCAUUUAUCAGUUGUAUUGCACAAAACGUACUUAGUAAAUACUGCGACCAGUCACGGAUGCUGGUUUAACUACUUAUACUUUUGUAUAUGUAAUAAUGAACAUACAUAAAGCAUGUGAUCUCAUCAUAUAAGUGUACCGGAAUGUGAAUAUAAUGUACCCUCUCGCGCAAUAGGGCGCCAGCACGAAAAUUUACAAUAAAGUAUUUGUAACGUCAUCGACUAAAUUUGUGCUGUUUAAAGUACACUACUAUGUCAAGUAGAAAUUAAAUUAAUGGAUACAUCCUCGCAAAUUUUCGUGCCAGCUCCUUUACAAUGAUCACUUUCGAUUCUGUUUUAACAUUCCAGUAACAAUGCUCUCGGAUAAUCUGUGUGUGAUUUUUUUUGAUGAUUUAGACAAGCUUCUAUAGUUUCCUUAGGCGAAUACAUAGAUUUAUCUAAGUGUUAUUCUGUGUGUUUGGUUCCGUAGCUAAUUACAGUGUAAAUAAUAGUCUCGACGAGGGACAAAAUUAAAGUGUGCUCGAUUUCAAUGUACGACCGAAUGUACGCUGUGCAUUUAGGAUAUUUAUUUCAUUUAAGAUUUAAUAUAAAUGUAAGUAGGAAGUCCAUUAACAAUUGCCAAAAUCGACGAGAACUUUUAACAUUGUUGAUUUUUUUUAAUUCUUUUUUUCCCUUAAAUUAUUUAAUAUUUAUUUUGGGACCAAAUUAAUUUAUUAUGAACUUACAUCUUUUAUUUAUGUAUUUUUGGUGUGUUCAGUUUAAAGAUUUUUAUUUAUAAAUAAAUAAAGAAACCAAAGUGUAAA
Papilio polytes (common Mormon) is the source of this 5219-nucleotide messenger RNA. RefSeq lists its product as uncharacterized. Gene Ontology annotation, biological process: calcium-mediated signaling; actin filament organization; neuron projection development. NCBI's taxonomy places the organism in Eukaryota, Metazoa, Arthropoda, Insecta, Lepidoptera, Papilionidae. The transcript has 17 exons. Gene Ontology annotation, molecular function: actin filament binding. Gene Ontology annotation, cellular component: dendrite; postsynaptic density; cytoplasm. The coding region runs from base 88 to 2892 and encodes 934 amino acids. The record is from RefSeq and is a predicted model, not a curated record.